Lampris incognitus (smalleye Pacific opah) is the source of this 1990-nucleotide messenger RNA. RefSeq names its product glypican 3 (gene gpc3). The transcript has 8 exons. Gene Ontology annotation, cellular component: cell surface; plasma membrane; extracellular region. The record is from RefSeq and is a predicted model, not a curated record. NCBI's taxonomy places the organism in Eukaryota, Metazoa, Chordata, Actinopteri, Lampriformes, Lampridae. Bases 1 to 1758 code for a protein of 585 amino acids. Gene Ontology annotation, biological process: positive regulation of canonical Wnt signaling pathway; cell migration; regulation of protein localization to membrane.
AUGGAGAGUCUACCUGUGUGUUGCGCGCUCUUCCUGUGCGCUUUCUUCCAGCUGUUUCCGCUGCCGGGCGGACAGGUGCCCAUGCCAAACUGCCACGAGGUGCGCACGGCGUUCCAGUCUCUCCACCCGGGGGCCAAAUGGGUCCCGGAGACCCCGGUUUCAGGUGCUGAUCUGCAGGUGUGCCAAACCAAAGGCCUGACCUGCUGUUCCCGGAGGACGGAGGAGCGGUAUCAGGUAGCCGCCCGCAGCAACAUGGAGUCUGGCCUGCAGGCUGUCAGCGCACAGCUCAAACGUCUCAUCAUCCAAAACGCCGCCAUAUUCCAGGAGGCUUUUGACCUGGUGCUGCGUCAUGGCCGUAACUCCACCCUGGUGAUGCUGAAGUCGGAGUUUCCAGGUCUUGCCGGCGGAGCUCAGGGUUCAGUCGGACAGCUCUUCUUGGAUGUGUCGCUCUACAUCCUGGGCUCAGACUCCUCGGUGGACCACAUGGUGGCAGCCUUCUACGCCCGCCUCUUUCCUCUCGCUUACCGCCACCUGCUUGGGGGCGGGACUUCCCCUUUACCCGACGAGUGCUUGAGAGGGGCCUGGAAGGACUCGGGGGCAUUCGGCCCCUAUCCCAAACUAAUGAUGACCCGCCUGUCUCGCUCCCUGCUGGCCACAAGGGUCUUCCUGCAGGCACUGAACCUAGGAAUCGAGGUUGUCAAUACCACCGACCACCUACGCCCGAGCCGGGAUUGUAGCCGCGCCCUGCUGAGACUGUGGUAUUGCCCGCACUGCCACGGCAUGUUGGGACCCCCGGCCUGCAGAGGUGUCUGCCAGACAGUCAUGCAGGGCUGCCUAGGGGGCGCAGCGGAGGUGCAACCCCACUGGAAAAGCUUUGUGGAGGGGCUGGGGAAGCUCGCCGGCGCCAUGGGAGGAGAAAGGGAUAUGGAAGCCGUGAUCCUCAGGCUGCCUUUAUUGAUAAAACUGGCUCUCAAGCACGCCGUGAAUGCACGCAGCCGCCUCAGCACCCUGGUGAGCGGGAUGUGUGGCCACUCCCCCCAGCGGGUCUCUCGCUCAGUUUCGUCCCAUCCUCACCAGUAUCCCAUUGGCCCCCUUUCCCGCAAUGCUCAGCCUACGACCUUUGACCCUGAUGAGACUUUGGCUGGCCUGCGCAGGGACUUUAUAUCCAGCCUAAGGGGCUUCGGUUCUUUCUACAGUGGGCUCGGGGAGGCGCUGUGUAGCCGGGAGCCUGCACCACCCAACGACUCCCUCUGCUGGAACGGGCAGGAAAUGACAGACAGGUUCCCCGGGCCUGGCCUGAAGCGGUCCCACCCCCAUGGCUCCGAGUCCAGAAACAACAAGCCUCCUGAACCAGUCAUCAGCCAGAUCAUUGACAAACUCAAACACAUCAACCAGCUGCUGCAGCUGGUGACGAUGACCAAGAAGCACUGGAGAGCGCGGUCACGUGGAGGGGUAGUGGACGGAUGGAGCAACGAGGAGGAAGAGGGUUUCGGGAGCGGUGACUGCGAUGAUGAGGAUGAGUGCACUGGCGUGUCAGGGCUGGGGCCACCACCGCGACGCAAAAGGCUACGCAUCUUUGCCGACCUAGCUGAUAACCUGGCAAUGGAUGACCUCACCUUACAUGAGCAGCUGUUGACCCCACGACUGGCCACAGCUGGAGUGGGGGGCGCCUCCUCAUCCGUGGCUCUGCAGCAGAGAAGCUACCUGGCCCCGGCCCUCCCCCUAAUCCUGUCUGUCCUCCUGCUUUGUCCCCGCUGACCAGUAGUCACUCCUGCUUUGCAAACAACCAAACACAUGCACACACACACAUGCACACACACAUGCACACACAAACAAAGGCCUCCAUGAGACUUAAAGUGAAGUGUCACAAACUUAUUCAGUUAAUGUUUUGUUGGGCUUUUUUUUUUUUCAAAUCAGCCUUUAAAUUAUCAAUGUACAGUUUGAUGACUUAUCGCCACUGGCAUGAACAACCAGAAAUGCUCUCUUUCUC